Caenorhabditis auriculariae is the source of this 885-nucleotide messenger RNA. Lineage: Eukaryota; Metazoa; Nematoda; Chromadorea; Rhabditida; Rhabditidae. The record is from the annotation of a GenBank genome assembly.
AUGAUCAAAGUAGGAGUGCACCAAGGUAGCGCCCUAUCGCCACUUCUCUUCAUCCUGGUCAUGGACACUUUAACGAAUGACCUGCAGACACCUACCCCGUGGACCCUUCUUUACGCAGACGACGUCAUGAUUGCUGCCACCACGAAACAAGAGCUCCAAAAUCGGCUGGAACAAUGGAACGCAAGACUGACGCAGUUUGGACUUCGGAUCAACCUCAAGAAGACAGAAUACCUGAGCACGGACAAAACCGAAAACGGCACCAUUCGAGUGGACAACGUCGACCUACCCAGAACUAACUCCUUCAAAUAUCUUGGCUCGUCGAUUGCGGAUGAUGGUUCAAUAAACAAAGACAUCGCAGCGCGCAUAAACUGCGCAUAGCACAAAUGGAAAACCACCACAGCCGUACUGUGCGACCCAAAGAUAGGUGACCGACUGAAAUCGAAAAUCUACCGAUGUGUGAUCCGUCCUGUCGCGCUCUACGGAACCGAAUGCUGGCCUGUAACCAAAGAAGCCGAACGCCGACUUGCAGUCAUUGAGACUAAGAUGCUGAGAUGGACCGGAGGAGUCACACGACUGGACCACGUGCGAAACGAGGACAUCAGAACACGCUUUGGGGUAGCACCGAUCACGGAAAAGAUGAGAGAAGCCAGACUGAGAUGGUACGGCCACACUCUCAGAGCUAACGACGAAUCUGUUGCUAAACGUUGUUUGUUGAUGGAAGUCGCUGGAAAAAGACCGAGAGGGCGGCCGAAACAACGAUGGUUGGACGCUCUCCACAACGACAUGAAGAACACCCGACUACACCCAGACCAUGCAGCCGAUCGAAUAAAAUGGCGCCUACGAUCCAGAAUAGCGGACCCCGCAACCGAGCGGGACAAACGCUGA